UCACUCUAUUUCUGAAAAACGUGAGAAGAUAACAGUCGCAUCUGAUCGGUAACAAAAGCAAUGGAGGUCCGCAGAGAGAACCGCAACAUUCACGACAACCAGCGCCGCCAGUUGGCCAAACAGUUCGAACUGAAGCGCAACCUGUUCAAGGCUUUCCUCAGAGACCCAGAAAUUCCACCGGAGUUGAGAGAACAACAACAGUACAAGCUAGCCAAGUUGCCUCGAAACAGCUCCUUCACUCGCCUCAGGAACCGGUGCAUCUUCACUGGCCGAUCUCGUGGUGUGUACCAGGUCUUCCGUAUGUCUCGUAUUGUGUUUCGUGAACUUGCUUCCAAAGUUUUUGCUGAUGCUGCCUAUUGAAGAGUGAGGUUCAUAAGGCUUGUGCUGCCUUUUGAUAGCACUGUCUGACUUGGAUAGUUGGACUGCACAAUGUUAAUGAUGCUUCAUUGCUAACUGUGUUUUAAAAGUUCCUUGGGGAUGAAAUCUAACUCCUGCUCUCAUCUAUUGGUUGAAUAAUUUAGGAUUGCACAAGUUUUCUUUCUGUAGCUCCUCUAGAUUUCUUGGUAGGUCUAUUAAGAGGGUAUUUUCUCAAGAGGCUUCAGGCUUCUUCCACUGACACAUAUUUGCCCCAUUUAGUUCCCUUGUGUUUGUGUGUUUCUUUCUCAUUUUUGUUUCUUUAUUAGUAGUAUUAGAUGUCAGAUUGAAGACUGGUUUUGAAUGGAGGUUUCCAAUGUCAUGCUGAUGGAAUUUUCUGUACCUUAUUACCCUUCUUCAAUAUAGUUAUCUUGCCAAGCAGUCUGGAAGAAGAAAGAAAGCUUUGAGGUUGCAGGGUUGACUGUCUGCAUACUCAUAAUCUGAUUAGCUAGGCAUUAUAAGAAUUAGAAUGAUCAAAUGAUCUAACAGUAGUGUAAUUCUGUCUGAAAUUUUGGAGGUCAAAAUAGGAAAAAUAGUUUCUUAUGCUAUAAUUUGCCUAAAUUCCGCCUAAACGGACGUGAAUGCUCUUACUAUUCAACUCAUUUUUAUAGUUUGCCUAAAUUCCGCUUGCCAAACGUUUGCACUUGCUUUCU
Molecule: messenger RNA, 1067 nt
Organism: Quercus lobata
Lineage: Eukaryota; Viridiplantae; Streptophyta; Magnoliopsida; Fagales; Fagaceae
Product: ribosomal protein S14, mitochondrial-like
Exons: 2
Coding region: 61-360 (99 amino acids)
Biological process (GO): translation
Cellular component (GO): ribosome; small ribosomal subunit
Molecular function (GO): structural constituent of ribosome
Source: RefSeq, a predicted model, not a curated record